Messenger RNA from Spirodela intermedia, 2085 nucleotides. The record is from the annotation of a GenBank genome assembly. Lineage: Eukaryota; Viridiplantae; Streptophyta; Magnoliopsida; Alismatales; Araceae.
AUGAGCGCUGUCAGGAUUGAAUCUCUGUUGUUUAUCGUCAUGUUAAACCAGCUUUUGGUUUUCGUCUAUUUGAACCAGUUUUACCUGAAGAAAAAAUUAUUCAUGUAUUUUAUUCUUUUUGCUUUUUUCCUAGUAAAAAUGCAAUUGUUAGCGUAUGGAUCAGAUUGUCUUCUAAGAAUCUUUUGGUCUCUACAGAAUUUGAGCAACAGGGAGCAAACUGACCCUUGGUGGAGACCUGGCAUGCAGGGGCGUGGGACUAGAGGUGGUAGAGGGGGUUAUUAUUCUCGGUACCAAUCUCACGGUAUACAUUCGCCUAUUUGUUUUGUAUCUUCCAGAUAUGGUCGAAUGCUUCUUUUAACUUUCUUUAAUUACUUUUUUGGUUCAGUAGGUAGCUUCAUUAUUCAAUGUAAUCUUUUUGCCAGUGGACAAUGUUUAUGGGACCUCGAAAAACAAAGGCAUUCUCGUGUUUUGGCAUAUGUUUGUUUUAUGGAAUUUUUUUUACUUUAUGAGUAUUAUAAUUGUUAUUUUUUUGAUAUUCAAAUCCUGAGGCUUGCAGCCUUUUCAUGGGUGAGGGAGAUUGACUGUCAUUGUAGAGACUCAAAGUGAACAUUCGAUGCUGUUGUUCCUUUUUGCCAGAUGCUGGUGGCAUAAACGCUGCAAAAGAAGAUGAGGCCAUCCAAAUGGCAGAAAAGGGCAUUCCAUCUUCAUCCUCUGUUACACAGGAGACCGAUAGUAAAUCAGAAGUUCCAGCAUCCAGGUAUUUCUUCACCUUCUUUCUCUUAUUUGUGUUUAUUAAAUAGCAAUCAUCUGAUAUUCAGUGGAAAAGAAGCAUAUUUUAUGCAAAUCAGAUAGCAUUUAUCCUGUUCUUUGAAUGGCUUAAAUUAUCUUCAUUUCUUGUUGCAGGGGUAUCUACUGCUGUUUUUGUUUCUGGAUAUUUUGUGUACUCGGAUUUUACUGUGCUGCGUGGUGUGUUUUGCAAUUGUGCAAAAAAUGGAAAUUUCUUUUAUUAGUUGAUAUUCAAAUAAUAAUUGCCUCGGACAAUAAGAAACUGAUCAGUUUUAUUGAGAUGUAUGUCCACAUUUUAGAUUAUUGAAUUAAAAUAAAAUAUCUUUGAGUCACCUUCAUAAGUCUGAGGUUGCUUCUCAAUUUGCCUACUACUUGGCCUAAAACCACCAUGUUAUAAAUUUUAUUUUUAUUUUUUGGUUGCCGAAAUGAGCAGGCCAUGAUACCAUCUCUAAUUACUUUAACCAUGACUGAUGGUAACAACACAUUUAAAAGAACAAGCUCAUGAUGCUGCAAUAUUGUUGUUUAUUCAAAUCACAUUUCCAGAAAAGCUCAUGAUUCUAUUCCUAUUUUAUUCUUUUUAUUCCAGCUUCCAGUGUAAUUGAUAAAUCUUUUUUGGUCAGCUCUGGGUCUGUAGUCAAUGAUCCAACAAAAGGAGGAUCCCUGGGUUCUUCCUGUGGAUCUGUGCCUCAGAUUCCUCAUGGCGGGAUUUCUCCCUUGGCUGAAGAUAAUUCUGUUGCAGAGAGUACUAAGGUUGAGUGUGCACUAUCACCUCCCGUGGACACCAAACAUGGUCCUGCAAAUGUAGUUAGUGCAGCAUGCAGACAGCCAACUCCGACUUCAAACCAGUUUCCAUCUAAUAUGGUAGCGCCUGUUUCUGUGGCCCCUGCCUCUGAUGCUGUGCUAGUGCCAUCUAUUGAUACACAUGUCUCUGAUGGUACUAACGAAUGUGAAGUGGAAAACAAAGAAACAACUUUGGAACAUCCUAUUAGGAAAGGUGUAUCUCAUGGGCUACCUGAUUCUGGGAUGUCAUAUGAAAAGACAUCUUCAGAAUCAGGGAGCUCCUUCAUGCAGGGGAAGAUGGCAACUAAAUCUCAGGGACAAGAGCUAAAUUAUUUCUCUUCAUCAGGUAGUAAGCCAUCAUCCAACUAUGGCAGCAGGUCACAGCAAGUAGUUGGCCCUCAGAAAGGUAUAACUGGCUAUUUUUUGGCACACCUGUUUGUCUCUUUAUCUGUCUAUAUGCCUUUGCUCGUAGAAAGUAUGAAUAGAAAGAAGUUCAUUAUUUUCUUUGUCUUUAGGUAA